AUGAAGGUAGUUGAAGAGGAACAGCGCAUCCGCGUGAUGGAGGGUCCGUGGACCCCGGAGGGAGUUAUAAAGGAGAUUAUAGAAGAGGGGACGCAGGAAGAUCCCUUCUACUUGAUGGAUUUGGGCGAGGUUGUCGCUCGGUACCACCAAUGGAAGGAAUUACUUCCUCGCGUAGAGCCGUUUUACGCGGUGAAAUGCAACGACGACAAGCUGCUGGUGAGUACGCUGGCGGCUUUGGGCGCCGGCUUCGACUGUGCUUCAAAAGCGGAGAUCGAGCUCAUCACCGGACUUGGAGUGCAGCCAGAGCGCAUAAUAUUCGCGAACCCGGCCAAACUGGCAUCUCAUAUCCGCUACGCCUCUACCGUCGGAGUUGACAUGAUGACCUUCGACUCGGAGACCGAACUCGUGAAGAUCAAGCAGGCCAUGCCUCAUGCCCAGCUGGUGAUACGUAUCCGCUGCGACGCGGCGUCCGCGCAGUGCCCGCUCGGCAUCAAGUUCGGCUGCGACCCGCUCACUGAAGCGCCACGCCUUCUCAAACUUGCCGCCGUCUACGGCCUCAAGGUGGUGGGCGUGUCGUUCCACGUGGGUUCGGGUGCGCGCGAGACCGGCGUGUAUGCUCGCGCCAUCCAGCUGGCGCGCGCGCUGUUCGGCCUGGGCGCGGCGGCCGGACACCACAUGCACCUGCUCGACCUCGGCGGUGGCUUCCCCGGACACGCCGGCUCCUGCAUCCGCGAGGUGGCGCAGGUGAUCAACGCGGCGCUGGACACCCACUUCGCGGGGUGCGCGGUGCGCGUCGUGGCGGAGCCGGGCCGCUACUUCGCCGCCGCCGCCUACACGCUCGCCGCCAUGGUACACGCCAAGCGAGAGAUACCCGCACCGAACGAAGAGGAUGGGGAUGGGUUGCACACAAUGUACUUCAUCAACGACGGCGUGUACGGCUCCUUCAACUGCCUGCUGUAUGAUCAUCAGACGGUUGUGCCCAUACCGCUCCAGUCGGAUGAAGGCGCCCCUCGCAUGUCUUCUGUGUGGGGUCCAACUUGCGACGGACUCGACUGCGUAGUUCCACGUAUCCGUCUUCCGCCUCAGCCGAUAGGAGCUUGGUUCAUUUUCCGAGACAUGGGCGCCUACACACUGCCAGUCGCAUCGCCCUUCAACGGAUUCCCCUUGCCGAAGGUCCGCGCCGUGGUGGACAGACGUCUGUGGUCCGUUCUGAAGGAACUGUGGCCGCUGACGGAAGACCACUUUGCGGUGGGAGAGCGUGUAACUGGGCCUCAAACUCCUCCACCAUCCCCACUGACAGCAGCUCCAGCAGAGUCAUUGCACCGCACUGUAUUCGUGGAAUGUGCAUUGAAGUGA
This is a messenger RNA of Parnassius apollo (apollo), 1356 nucleotides long. The record is from the annotation of a GenBank genome assembly. NCBI's taxonomy places the organism in Eukaryota, Metazoa, Arthropoda, Insecta, Lepidoptera, Papilionidae.